Messenger RNA from Camelina sativa (false flax), 1633 nucleotides. NCBI's taxonomy places the organism in Eukaryota, Viridiplantae, Streptophyta, Magnoliopsida, Brassicales, Brassicaceae. The record is from RefSeq and is a predicted model, not a curated record.
AAUAAUUUUAUAUAUAUGGUAUGAAUUUACACAUUGUCUGCAGUUAAAAGUGAGCAACUAAAGUGCGAAUCUUUACAAGAAACAGAACAGAACCUUAUAACCCUUCCAUAGGUUGCCUUGCAGGAUUCUUCCUAAGUUUUUUUGUUUUAGUUUGCUACACAUGCACAUGAGACAUGACACACACAAGAUAUAUAUAUAGAAAGAGAGGGAGGGAAGAGACAAAUAUUCAAGCUUUCUUUUGGUUCUGUUUCUUCUAUUGAAAGUGUAGCUAAUUGGUUUUAGUUCUGAAGAUAUAACUUCUCUUUUGGUCUUCAUCUUAAAACCAUGGAAUCAAAUAGAGCCUUGGCAACCAUUUGUCUUCUCCUCUGUGUAAUUAUCUCAGCCAAUUUCUUCACUCAUUGCGUAGAUGCAAGAAGACAAGUAGGGUUUAAGAGAGAGCCAAAGCAGGAGAUGAUCAAAGCAGUAAAACACACAUCAUUGUUGGAGAAAGUGAUGACACAACUCAAUCUUGCUCAGCCUUUAGACUACUCCAACACUCAACCUUAUGGCGUUAGCACAACUCUCACUCUACCUCCCUAUGUUUCACUUCCUCCACUUUCAGUUCCCGGCAAUGCCCCUCCUUUUUGCGUUAGUCCCCCGGACACACCUCCUACGUCCUCUUCUCCUGGUCUUAGUCCCCCUCCUGGCCCGAUCAUAUUACCUAACCCACCCGAUUCCUCCUCUAACCCGAACUCCAACCCCAACCCACCCGAUUCAUCCUCUAAUCCAAACCCAAACCCAAACCCACCCGAAUCAUCAUCUAACCCGAACCCACCAGAAUCAUCCUCUAACCCGAACCCACCUGUUACCGUCCCAAACCCACCCGACUGGUCAUCUAACACGAACCCACCCGUUACCGUCCCAAACCCGCCAGAAACAGUUCCCAACCCUCCCGAAACUGGUUUUACACCAGGACCACCAGGUCCUAUUUCAGGUCCACCUUACUCUGAGCNAGAUCCAGCAUGCAUCUCUAAUAGACACGAAUAUGUGGAUGGUCUUUCCCCAUUGAAUCAACAAGUGAAGAANAUUCCAAUUCCAAGUCCAUCGUCGGGAUUUCUUCCUCCGAUCGUCUAUCCGCCGCCUAUGGCGCCACCGUCACCGAGCGCGAAUCCAACCUCGGCUUACUGGUGCGUGGCUAAGCCAUCGGUCCCUGACCCAAUUAUUCUAGAAGCCAUGAACUUUGCAUGUGGGUCUGGAGCUGAUUGUCAUUCAAUUCAGCCCAAUGGGCCUUGUUUCAAGCCUAAUACGUUAUGGGCCCAUGCUUCGUUCGCCUUCAACAGCUAUUGGCAACGGACCAAAGGUACCGGUGGCUCGUGCACGUUCGGCGGCACAGGCAUGCUUGUCACCGUAGAUCCAAGCUUUAACGGGUGCCAUUUUGAUUUCUUCUGAUGCAUGAUGAAGUCAUGAAGACGAAGACAUCUCUCUCACUUUUAAGUUUUCACCUUUUGUUGGAUUACGAAUAAUAUCAAAUAAAAUAUUUUGAUAUAACACGUUAGCUAGGUGGGUCUCUCACUUGUAAGUUGUAAGUUGUAACCCAUUAAAGCUUAAUUUACUUUGGAAUGGCAUAUAAACUAUACACUAAACUUAUGCUAAA